This is a messenger RNA of Megalopta genalis, 3381 nucleotides long. Its product is annotated as clavesin-2. Gene Ontology annotation, molecular function: phosphatidylinositol bisphosphate binding. Gene Ontology annotation, cellular component: membrane. The record is from RefSeq and is a predicted model, not a curated record. NCBI's taxonomy places the organism in Eukaryota, Metazoa, Arthropoda, Insecta, Hymenoptera, Halictidae.
UUAUAUGAUAGCGUAACAAGAACGAUCGGAUGAGUCAGCCGCACCGGUAACCGGCUUCGUCUCUCCCCAGUUCGUCCUUCUCGCACGUUCACGGUGCCCCUUUUCUACCAUCGUCGUCGUUGCCUUUCAGUCAUACCACCUUCCUUUCGGUUCUUCGUCCUUCUUCAGUUUACUAACCUUUCUUCUUCUCCAGUUUUACGUCGACACAGGUUAUCCGCUAUCUUCGUUCCUCCCGCCGCCGAUAGCAGUACGCUUAUCCUUUUUCAACUCGCUGCUUCCUUUCUCGAUCUUAUUCAAUCCUAAAGUAGCGAUGGGUGCGUUUGUCUUCUGUCCCGCGAGUUUUUCCAUUUACAUUACAGUGUUCUUCCGAGUAGAAACAGGUGAUCGUAAAUUUUAAAAAUUCUGGCCGAUGUGGAAAAUAUUAUGCGCUGUUUUUAGUUCAGAGGUUGGUAGUUGUUAGCGUCGAUUCCGAAAAUUUCCGGCGGUUGGACGAAUUCGGUGCAUCUCGAGUCGAUCGCUGCGCCGAUCCUUUUCCUUGUCCAACCGAGAGCACGAUCAUCUCGCCUUGAGUCGGUCUCGCUCGCUCCUUUAUUUCCCAAUGCUCUAACACUUUCGAGCGAAUCGCAACAGGCGACUUCAUUGCGUGCCGUUCGCUCGUGACCGCUCGAGCAACGAGGUUCCUCCGCCGCGUUCUUCCUUUGUCUCCGUUGUUCUCGAAUUCGGAUAAGACGCGUCCGAACCGUUCACCGAAAAAUGACCAAUCAGUGACUUGACGAUCAUUCUGUAAUCCUACACGGUUGAAUUUUCGGGGAAACUCGGCGUGACAGUGUGCAACAACAGAGUGACACAGACGGAAACGGAACACCGAGGGAAAGCCGAGACAGAAAACAUCGUUUAUUAGCCAUCAAAGAAUCAUUCGAUAGAUCCGUGGCAAAACAAGGGACGGGUUAACGAGAUGUCCGAGUACUGCGAGUACAUGUGGGACCCCACAAGGGGUCACACGAGCGCCGCUCUGGCACGGAGCAUUUACGAGGAGGAGGCCAGGUUCGACAAACGUGACAAGAAACUGGCCAUUAAGACCGUCCGGGCGAUCUUGCGAGAAAUGCCGGAUGUAGACAUGAAGCAGUGCACGGACGAAUAUAUUACGCGUUUCCUGCUGGCCCGGAAGUAUCGGACGGAGCAGGCUGCUGCCCUGAUAGCCGCUUAUCAGGCGCAAGUAGCACAUCGACAGGAUAUCUUCGGCAAUCUAACGGCGAGGGACCCGGCUCUGCAACGGGCGCUGCGCGCUGGUAUACCGGGCGUGCUUCCGGCCCGCGAUAGGAAAGGCAGAUGCGUGUUAGUGAUUUUAGCCUCUCAGUGGGAUCCCGUGUCGAUUCCAGCACUGUCAGUGCAGAGAGCUCUCUUUCUGGUGCUUGAAAUUCUGAUUCAAGAUCCUAGAAAUCAGCAAUCCGGUUUCGUCGCUGUGGUAGAUUGGAGCGGAUUCUCCUUGCGACAGGGCGGUGCCUUGGGCGCAGCGGCACUGCGGAACUUAAUAGCCGCUCUUCGUGGUCGAUUUCCGGCCAGAUUCAAAGCUAUUCACUUCCUGUCGGCGCCGCUCUACGUCCAGGCCACCUUGGCCCUCGUGAAACCCUUCUUGGAUGAAAAAACCAGGAACAAGAUCUAUCUCCAUGGGAACAAUUUGAGUACGCUGCACGAGCACCUUCCUACUGACAUUCUGCCAGCAGAAUUGGGUGGCACGGGGCCAGCAUUCAAUCCGGGACUAUGGGCAGACCCAGUCAUCCAUUCAGCAAUGAAGGACGAUGAUCUGACUACCAUAAAAAAGGAGAAAGAGCAGGCUGAGAAUGGAGAUGGUAGAAUGUGUGAUAAAAAGUUGGUGGAAUCUAGAAAUGAAGAGAACCAUAGGAAGAACGAGGCGAGUAGCAUAGAAUCUAGUAAUGGUGUGAACAGAGAAAAUGGAAGGCGAUUUUUUAAUCCUUUUGGAAGUUCCAUGAAGAAUCAGUCCGUUAAAAAGCCCGGGGCUAACGUAGAAUUGAAUUUAAUUAACCACAGUAACUCAGAAGAGAUGGAAGAAGGUAGAAGGGGAAGUAGAACGAUAAGGAAAGAUGAGGAUCCCUACUGUCAGACUAGAGAUAGAAUGUUAAACAAUGGAAAUAGUGAUUACUUCAGUAAUAAAAAGGAGUUGUACAAUGACGCGCAGGAUAAUCUACUAACGUAUCGACCGGAGACGAAUUCUAAUGACUAUGAGACUUCGAAUAGGAUAGAUAGCGAUGACAGUAAAGAAAAUUCAUUAGAUAAUAGAUCAGAAAAUGCUCUUAUUGAUACUAGGGGCGAGGUACCUUCUGAAGAAACGAAUCUCAUAAUGUAAUCCUGUGGACGCAUUAGUUUCUAAAGUGUGAAUUCAUUGAGUACUUAAGCAGAACUUUUAUACGAUAUAUUAGCUCGAUAUACGAUGACCAGAGUAAUGAAACUUCCCAUAGAUUUUUGAUGAAACGAACAAGAUAAUAUAGCUGUAGAAUUUUUUGAUAGACUUUAAGAAGUACCUUGUGAUAUGGUAAACGUUAUUUUUAAUGUAUUUAAAUAUUCAUGAGGCUUUUAUAUUCCUCUCAUAUAUAAAAUAUUCUCUUAUUGGUAUCGACGUAUUAGAAUACGUAAAGUAAUCAAUUUCUUCAAUUUUAUUGUUUUUAAAAUUGAUUUGAUCAUUAAAGAUUUGUCUACAUACUAGAGUCGUGAAUGUGAAUAAGAAUAUCAUUUUUACAGAUUUGUACUUACAUUUUUUAAAACGAGUUUCCGCGACAAACAAUUUUUAUAAUAGUAUUGUAUAUAUGUAUUAAAUUAUUUAUUCAUCUCAACUGUAUCAUGAAAUUAAGGAUCUCUUAUUAUAUAUAUACAUAUUUUUAAGAUCGAUAGGAAACGUAUCCUCAACGGAAAAUGUAUUUUACUUAUUAAGAAUCUCUCUAUGAAUUGUCUCUCGUUUUGUGACAAUAUCAAGAAAACUUCAAGGAACACAAAAAGUGUUAUGUAUAUUGAUAAAAAGUGUAAAGUAUUAAUUGCAGCGAAAUAUUUUGUUACAUUAUGUUAGUAUAAAGCAGUACUCCUUCCAUGCGCCCUUUCGUCGAAGCGGGCAGCAGCGAUACGAUAAUAAAUUUCUCCAUCAUUCCUGUCGUGUUGCGCGGCGGUAGGUACACGAUUUUCCUCCGGUGUACAGAGCAGUGGUAUAAGACACGCAUUAUUAUACGUGGAACUAACUAAAUUCUACGUCGAGAAUUACACUUUUAUUAAAAUGAAAAUCAUGAUAGAAUAAUGGAAUAAAAAUUUAUUAUUUUAAUACAUAAAAUAUAUAUGUAUAUGAUUUUAACAGCAAUACACAUUAUAAACAUAGAA